UUGACUUUGUCAGGGUUUCUGCAACUGUAAACAGAAGCAACCGUGGCGAGUAUGUGGCAGUGGAAAUGAAUGCUGAGGUGGACGAAAUCGAAACAGCAGAUUUAAAAGAUGUGGCUGAACCCCGAGGAGGUGCUGCUGAAGAAUGCGCUGAAGCUGUGGGCGACGGAGAAGUGCAAUGAUUACUUCGUUCUGCAGAGGAGGCGAGGGUAUGGGGAGGGCGGAGAAGGUCUGACAGGUCUCCUCGUGGGCACGCUGGAUGCUGUCCUCGACUCCACGGCUAAAGUUGCUCCAUUUCGCAUCCUGCAUCAGACACCCGACUCCCAGGUCUACUGGUCCAUAGCGUGCGGUGCCACCAGAGAGGAAAUAGAGAAGCACUGGGAAUGGCUGCAGAAGAAUGUCAUGAGCACGCUCUCUGUGUUCGAUUCCAGUGAGGAUAUUACCAGCUUCGUCCAGGGAAAAAUAAGGGGUCUGAUCGCGGAGGAGGGGAAGAGCUCGCUGGUGAAGGAGGAGGACCCAGAGAAGUUCCGCGAGGCGCUGCUGCGCUUCCAGAAGUGGUUUGGUCUGCCGAAGGAGGAGAAGCUGGUCACCUAUUACUCCUGCAGCUACUGGAGAGGACGGGUCCCCUGCCAGGGCUGGCUCUACCUGAGCACCAACUUCCUCAGCUUUUACUCCUUCCUGCUCGGAGCCGAAGUGAAGAUCAUCAUCUCCUGGGAUGAGAUGUGGAAGCUGGAGAAGACAUCCACAGUGCUCCUGACGGAGGGUAUCCACGUGAGGGCGCGGGGCGAGGAUUAUGACUUCUCCAUGUUCCUGCACCUCAAUGAGACUUUCCUGCUGAUGGAGCAGCUGGCUGACUACUCCCUCAGGAGGCUGUUCGACAAGGAGACCUUCGAGGGAGACCCGGCCCUGAAGGACCCACUGCAGAUCACCAAGCGAGGUCUGGAGACUCGCGCUCGGAACGAGCAGUUCAGGGCGUUCUUCCGUCUUUCUCGCAGUGAGAACCUGCUGGAAGUGCACGAGAGCUUCCUGUGGGUGCCCUUCAACCAGUUCAACACGCUGGGCAAGAUCUGCAUGUCCGAGAGCUACCUGUGCUUUGCCAGCCAGGAUGGGAGCCAAUGCUACGUCAUCAUCCCCAUCCGCGAGGUUUUACGUGUAGAGACGCCAGACAAGGGCAGCAAAGCACUCACCGUGUGUGUGCGAGGGAAGAGAGCACUGCGCUUUACGGAGGUCAGAGAUUUUGUGCACCUGGCUGCCAAAAUCCGCAGGAAGUGUGGGGCAGCCGCGAGCCCCCAGCACAGCGACAGUGGAGAGGUCCCUCGGGAGGUGUGCCAGGCCCUCAUUGAGCACUGCGAGGACAAUCCCGAGGAGGAGGCGCUGAUGGUGGGGCAGACGGGCAGCAGCAGGGCCGUGAGCACCGAGGCGCUCAUGACCGUCUUCCACCCGCAAGACGCAGAAAACCUCGAUCCCAAAAUGCUGAAAGAGAAGAUGAAGGAGCAGUCAUGGAACAUUCACUUUGCUGAGUAUGGCCGGGGGGUCAGCAUGUUCCGCACCAGUAAGACUCGAGACCUGAUCGUGCGCGGCGUUCCCGAGGCCUUACGAGGAGAACUCUGGAUGCUUUUCUCAGGCGCUGUUAACGACGUGGCCACGCACCCCGGCUGUUACGCUGAGCUGGUGGAGAAGUCUGUGGGCACCAGCACACUGGCGACUGACGAGAUCGAGAGGGACCUGCAUCGCUCCCUCCCUGAGCACCCUGCCUUCCAGAGCGACACAGGCAUCUCCGCCCUGCGCAGGGUCCUCACCGCAUACGCCUACAGAAACCCCAAGAUCGGGUACUGCCAGGCGAUGAAUAUCCUGACGUCGGUCCUGCUUCUGUAUGCGAAAGAGGAGGAGGCCUUCUGGUUACUGGUGGCAGUGUGUGAGCGCAUGCUGCCUGAUUACUUCAACCACAGGAUCAUUGGUGCCCUGGUGGACCAGGCCGUGUUCGAGGAGCUGAUUGGGCUCCGGCUGCCCCAGCUGACGGAUCACAUGACCGACAUGACGUUCUUCUCGUCGGUGUCCCUCUCCUGGUUCCUCACGCUCUUCAUCAGCGUGCUGCCCAUCGAGAGCGCCGUCAACGUGGUCGACUGCUUCUUCUACGACGGCAUCAAGGCCGUCCUGCAGCUGGGGCUGGCCGUGCUGGACUACAACAUGGAGAGGCUGCUCCGCUGCCAUGACGACGCAGAGGCCGUCACCAGCCUCAACAAGUUUUUCGAUAACAUUACCAACAAAGACAGCCCUCUCCCAUCCACAGUCCAGCAGGCCCCAGUGGGGAAUGAUGGGAGCAAGUCUCAGGUCACAGUGGACAUCACCGAUCUCAUCCGGGGGGCCCCGCUAAUGCUCUCGCAACUACUACCGCUCCGCAUCGACAUUUCCGCCUGUCCCGAUACUUGUCCGCCCCCCGCUUAUGGAAUUCCGCGGGGCCCGACCGGUAAACGUAUAGGCCUGCGCCAGGACGCCGCCCCUCCGUAUCUACUCAAGUAUGGAGACAUCCGUUCAGAGGAAGUGGAGAGCCUGAGGCGGAGGAACAGACUGUAUGUGAUUCACACUCUGGAGGACACGACCAAACAAAACAUUCUCAGGGUUGUCUCCCAGGAGGUGAAGUUCAGUGCAGGUGACCUGGAUGAGAUGUAUGAGUUGUUUAAGAAACAGCACUUCCUGAGCUGCUACUGGAGUAUGAGCUGUCCUGCGCUGACGCACCACAAUCCCAGCCUGCCUUACCUGGAGCAGUACCAGCUGGGCAGUGAGGAGUUCCGGGCGCUCUACUGCCUGCUGAGCCCCUGGGCACACUGCUCCAGCCGGGACGCCCUCGCCCUCGCCCUCGCCACCUUCCGCCUGCUGGACGAGAACCAGGACGGGCUCGUCAACUUCAAGGAGUUCUGCUGCGGACUGGAUGUGAUAUACAAUGGAAGCUUCACAGAAAAACUGAAGUUCCUAUUCAAGCUGCACAUACUACCAGCUCUCUCAGAACCUGUAGAAACAGGGAGCCCUAUGGUUCCAAAGGGCCGCACACUUUCCAAGGAAGAUCUGAUGCACUUGAGUCGGCUCGAUGUGUCGUUACCUGGCCUUUCCCAGGAUGGAGUGAUAAGGAAGAGCCCAGAGAGAGGGAAAGGUAAGGUUGACCUUCAGGCAUACCUCAAACAAUGGCAGGAUGAGCUUCUGAAGAAAGAAGAAAGCAUCAAGGAUUUACCCAGAAUAAACCAGUCCCAGUUCAUUCAGUUCUCCAAGACCCUGUAUAACCUCUUCCACGGAGCCCCAGAGGAGGAGUCCCUGUACAGGGCCGUUACCACGGUUACCAGCCUCCUCCUGAGGAUGGAGGAAGUGGGGCGCAGGCUGCAGGGUGCACAGGGAGAGGGGAGCCCCCCCCACACGGGCACGGCAGACAGCACCCCGCUCAGGGAGGAGGAGGAGAAGGAAUGGUCCUUCGCGUUCGAGCAGAUCCUCGCCUCUCUGCUCAACGAGCCAGUGCUGGUCCGGUUCUUCGAGAAGCCUGAGGACAUGCGGGCCCAGCUGGACCACGCCAGGGCGGCUCAGCUCAAGGCCUGAACACCUGCGCUGAUAUUAAACUGCUUCAUAUUGUUCCUAAUGAAAGCCAUAAGGUCUUCAGGGAUCUUUUUUUAGGGAUGGGUUUACCGACUCCCUCCUGUUAAGUGUGUUGGAAGUUUUCCCCAGUUUUUGAUUCCAGCACGUACUAGGGUGCUAAUCAAUCAGCUAAUCAACAUUCUGAAUGCUGGCUGUACCCUGAUCAACACGGGGCUGUAGCAGGAGAGAAUGUUUAACUUUAAUAUUGAAGGCUGUUUUUAUUUCCCAGUUUUGCCAGAGGGAAUUCUAAACACUAAAAUAAUUCCCACCCAAGUCAAAUAGGAGACAGGUUACAAAAUGUGAUGUGAUGCAGCGGCAGAUUCCAUAGAGCGGAAUAGAGGUGUCAGAAAUUGCUAGAUGUCAACAUUAAAAUCUAUUGAUACGGGGGGGAAAGGGGAGGGUUGGAUUAAAAUAUUUUUCUUGAUUUAUUAAUGAGGAUCAUCCUCAAGAUGCUACAAACAAUCAGGGGGGAUGCAAAGCACAAUAUGCUUUCAGGGUACUGCUUUUAUAAAAGGGACACAGUGCAUCUCAGCCAGAAACUGCAGCUGUUGUUUAAUCUCUAGAUACAGUUCCUGCAACAGACUGCAGAGGGCAGAGUGAAAGCAGCAACAACCUGUGAAGUACUGUAGUUAUCUGUCCAGACAUAUGAAGGGGGUGAGGGAAUGGUUUUACUGUGUUCGUACUGCAUACCCGAAUCAAUAAUGCAUUGCUUGGCAAGUCCUUUUUAUGCAUGCCCUGUUGGAACAAGCACCUGAUUGUAAAGCUUGCAUCCUCGAGUGGAAAUGGAGGUUUCCCGUGUGAAUAGAAAACAAGAUCAAGCUGGUCAGGUUAGUUUCAGAUGGCUUGAUACUAAGCACUCACUACAUACCCAGAGUUCUCAGAUCAUCUUCAUACUUCUGCAGGAGUGUCCACAGUUUUCCUGGAUCGUUCUUGGAAGACUACUGUUCUUGUUAAUGGCAAACUCCUUGCCUCACAUUCCCUGUUCAACUGGUGUAGCUUUUCAAAAAGCCUUCUCAAGAGUCCUGUACAUUAUCAUAUAGGCACUGUAUUGAACUGAACUUAAAAAUAGCAUUCCUGCAUCAACAUUGCUCUGUUGAGUGUGUGUGUGUGUUAUUCAGUACAAUUGGUUGAAAUAGUACUUUUUUUGUAACAGUUCGGCUGUUGCCUAUAAUACUGUGCUGUACAUGGUAGCUGUACCAUAUACAUGUUGCACCAGCUCAAGCCACAGGGAUACAGUAAGGCUUGUUGCUGUGGUUCACCAUUUAUUUAUUGGUUUGCAGUAAAAGAAAACAUUUUGUCUGCAACUGUAUGUACAACUUAAGUUUAGGACAGGGAAUGAAAAGAUUGACUUUUGAGGUCUAUAUUGUUCAGUAUUGUCAAUGUUUCCAAUGUAUUUUUUAACCAGGAUAUUAUUCUUGAGAUGGAAGGUGCAUGUUAUUGAUCUGGUCAUGACUGUUACAGCUUUAGAUUUGAACUGGGAAUUUGAGGUUUUGUUGGUUACUAAUUGAAUGUCAUUACUACCGGAACUGUGGUAGUGAUGCAUCUCUAUGAAGUUGAUCAAGGGAGUUUGUAGUGUGAAGUGGGUCAUUUUACUCCAACGAAUUCUACUGUGUUGAAAAAAGAAAUAAAUAAUCCACAUGCAAUUUUAUGAAAACAUAUAUGCAUUAUCUAACAGCACAAACUGAAUACUCAGUAGCACACAAAGAAACUGCUUUGGGUCGAGAAAUAUAACGUCUCUUUCUGAAAAAAAAAAAAAAAGGUUACGCAGGAGAAUGUUUAACUUGUUUUAUAUUUCUGAUUUACUUCCUGAUCAUAAAACCUCUAUUAACUCUUUCAGCUCUGCAGAGCUGUUGUUGUUAUUCCUGGGAAAGUGCAGGCAGUUCAAGUACUGUAGAAUAGGGAAGAUAAACAGCGUAACAGUAAUAUAUUAAUAAGUAUAUCUUUAGCCCAUUUUGUUAGAUUUUCAGUUGAAAGAUGCUAUUGAAUUAGCUCAGGUUUCUUUGAAGCUAUUUAGUGCUGAAAUUGUCUUCAUUCCUGUAUGCAUAAUCACUGACAGUAUAUAUUCAGAACAAUACUUUUAAUAUAGGGUAGAAGCAUAGCAUUCCUGUGAAGUGCAGUACAGUUUUAGCGGUGAUAUGCUGAAACAGCUGUAUACACUGUGCACAGUGUGGUGACCCUCGUGCUGGUCUUCUAAGAUGAAGGGACACCAGUACUAUAGGCUUCUUGCAUGCGCUGUGGCUGUAAAAAGGUCCAUAUAAGCUGGGCCACAGUCACAUUUUAUUUU
Molecule: messenger RNA, 5899 nt
Organism: Polyodon spathula (Mississippi paddlefish)
Lineage: Eukaryota; Metazoa; Chordata; Actinopteri; Acipenseriformes; Polyodontidae
Product: TBC1 domain family member 8B-like
Exons: 22
Coding region: 109-3579 (1156 amino acids)
Molecular function (GO): calcium ion binding
Source: RefSeq, a predicted model, not a curated record